AUGGGCCAUCCAGUAGUAGGUGUUGCUGAACUGCAGCAGAUCAAGCAACGACCAAACACCUCAAUAGCGUCCAAAUCGCUGUUAGAAAGCAAGAUGAUCCGGCAAGAUUUUCGCCGAAUUGACCCAAAGAGAAGGGCAACCCUCGACCACAAAAAGAAACAAUUCGCGACUCCGGUCUUCAAGCAACAGGACUAUCCGCAUCGCUUAAACUUCUAUGAAAUACCCCCGACCGACGAGAUCACCCUCGAACAAUUCGAGCAAUGGGCCAUUGAUCGAUUGAAAGUCUUGGCUGAAAUCGAAGCCUGUUCUUAUCGAAACAAGUCGCCGGCAGAGACCGAAGCGCAUAUCACACCUCACCUCCAAAAAUACCUCCCUCUAUCCUCCAACACAUCCUCCUCCAACGGUGCGGCAGAUCAACGACUGAAAAAUGAACGCCAGAAAGAUCACUACUCCCACUUCAUCUUACGCCUCGCCUUUUCGGCCACAGAAGAACUCCGUCGGCGUUUCGUGAGAGCAGAAACUAUGCUUUUCAGAUUCCGCUUCCAACGCGACGACACCAGAGAACGACGCGCUUUCAUUGAAAGUCUCAAUCUCGACUGGGAGCCUGUGGAUGAUGAGGAGAAACAAAGGCUGGCAGAACAAUUGCUCGCCGCCUCCCCGGGUCUACGUCGCAUUGACGAUGAGACCUGGUACAAGGUGGACUGGGAGAAAGUCCCCGAGUUGGUAGAGAAACGGGCUGUUUUCCUAUCCAAGGGAAAAGCGUACGUGCCUGGUAGGGAGCAACUCAGCAUGAUCAUAGCAGAGUUUACGGCUCGAUUGGAGCGUGCUCUUGAGCUUACAAGCCGGGCGUUGCCGCGCUUGGAUGAAGAUGAUCGCCUCACCCCGAUUCUCAAUCACCUCUCGAAGAACUUUGGAAGCGCCGAGUCGGUGUACACGGAGAACGAAGGAUUUGUUGAUGGCGCCCCGAUUACUGCGAACAACAUCGACCGACUAUCUCAGCAUUUUCCACUAUGUAUGCGCAGUCUUCACAUGAACCUACGCAAGAACAACCACUUGAAGCAUUACGGACGACUGCAAUAUACCCUCUUCCUCAAGGGAAUUGGAUUGUCGCUGGAAGAGUGUAUUGUGUUUUGGCGUCAAGGCUUCAAAGGGCUCACCGACGACGAAUUCAACUCGCGGUACAAGUACAAUAUCCGCCACGCUUACGGCGAUGUGGGUGGUGAUCAGAACCGCAGAGGCCGGGGAUACCCUCCGUACUCCUGCCAAAAGAUCCUGGGUGAUUCAAAUCCGGGAGUUGGACAGACCCAUGGCUGCCCGUACCGCCACUUUUCUGUCGACAAUUUGAUCGGUCUUCUUCAGUCUACAGGAGUCAAUGACAGAGACGUCCUACGUGGAGUGCGAGAGGAUGUCGACAAAAUGCGGUUCCAUAUCGCUUGCAACAGGGUCUUCGAACAUACCCACAAAGCAGAUAUUAAGAGAGUCAAGGAAGACGGUACAUGGAACCAAACUGACCUUGACACCAUCGUGCACCCCAAUACCUACUUCAAGCGCAGCUAUCUCUUGAAGCAAAUGGGAAAGGCACCCAAGGAUGCCUAA
Molecule: messenger RNA, 1596 nt
Organism: Aspergillus tubingensis
Lineage: Eukaryota; Fungi; Ascomycota; Eurotiomycetes; Eurotiales; Aspergillaceae
Product: DNA primase subunit PRI2
Exons: 3
Coding region: 1-1596 (531 amino acids)
Biological process (GO): DNA replication, synthesis of primer
Cellular component (GO): alpha DNA polymerase:primase complex
Source: RefSeq, a predicted model, not a curated record